GUCCGUUACGUCGCUCUCCUCCCGGGCCCGCCCGCCCGCCGGCCCGGCCGGCCGCCUGUCAGAGGGAGGCGGAGGGCGGGAGGCAGGGAUGGUGCGGCUGCGGGCGGCGGCGUCUCCGUCUCCUUCUCGGUUCUGGUCUUUCGGCUUGACUCGUCUCGGCUGGGCUCGGGGCCGGACGCCGCGCUUACCUCCAGCGCGAGCGCGCGAGUGACCGCCUGACUGAAUGAAUGACCGGCCGGGGCCGCCGCUGCCGCGCGCGCCAUGAGGAGCCUGCCCAGCCUGGGGGGCAUCGCCCUGCUCUGCUGCUGCGUGGCCGCCGCCGCCACCCCGGUCCCCACCUCAGUCUCCGCCUUCCCCGCCACCUCUGCCGCCGGGACUGUCCCAACCCCGGCGGCCGGACGGGACCGCGCCCCCUCGCCUCCCCCCUCCGGAGCCGCCGACGCUGGUGGUGACGGGGAACGCGACCCGGGUGCUGCGAAGCAGGUGGAGGAGCCGGUCAGUCACGCCCCCAUCACGGUCAGCGCGGCCGCCAGCCCCGCGGCUGAGGGGACCCCAGAGCUCGAGCCGGAGCCCACGCCCCGCAGGACCGAGGCCGCUCCCACGGGCCCCAGCAGCGCCCUGACCACAGCGCCCCAGGUCCUGAUCCCGACCCCAACUUUGAUUCUGACUACAACGACCCAGACAGUGGCUGCGACCCAGACCGCGACCCUGACCUUGACCCCAUCUGUGCUCUGGAGCAGCCCCUCGCCCACCCCACCUGCGGACCAGCCUGGCCAGCCCGCCAGCCCCACGCCCAGAGAACACAUGUGUAACUGCAGUAUAGUUGGAAGCCUGGAUGGGAAUCGAUGCAACCAAACCACAGGGCAGUGUGAGUGUCAUCCAGGCUACAGAGGGCUUCACUGUGACUCCUGCAAGGAGGGCUUUUAUCCAACCAGCACCAGUGUCCAAGGGCUCUGUCUCUCUUGUGACUGCAAUCCCCGUGGAGCCAUCAGCCCAACUUGUAGCAGCUCUGGGAAAUGCCAGUGUAAAGUGGGUGUUGGAGGUUCCAAAUGUGACCACUGCCAAGAUGGGUAUUAUGGCUUCAAUGAGAAUGGCUGUCUGCCCUGCCAAUGCAAUAAUCAGUCUGUCACUUGUGAUCCCCUCUCAGGUACCUGUUUGAACUGCCAAGGAAACAGCAAAGGAAGCCACUGUGAAGGAUGCAAAGAUGGUUUCUAUAAGAGUCCCACUGCCUUCCAUGAAUGUCUCCGGUGCCCUUGCUCAGCAGUGACGUCUACUGGCAGCUGUUUCAUACAUUCUGGGGAGUUGGUGCCUAAAUGUGAUGAAUGCAGAGAGGGUUACACAGGUCCAAACUGCAAUGCCUGUGAAAAUGGCUAUUACAACUCUGACAGCAUCUGUUUGAAGUGUGAGUGUGGUGGUCAUGUUGACUCUAUUAAAACUCCGAAGAUCUGCAAGCCAGAGAGUGGUGAAUGCAUUGACUGCCUCCACAAUACUACUGGCUUUCACUGUGAGAACUGCUGGGAAGGCUAUGACAGAGACUUCAAAGGAAACUGCAUCAAGAAAGAAAUUGUUGCUGCGACUGAAGGGUCUACCACUUUGGUUUCUAAUGCCACUUUGUCUACAUCACCCCCCACUACGGUUGCAAAUAGUACAUUUACCCCUACCACUCUGCAGCCUAUCUUUUCAAUAGGAUCUUCUGAAAAUAGCACCUCAGCAUUAGCUGAUGUAUCAUGGACUCAAUUCAACAUCAUCAUUUUGACUGUCAUCAUCAUUGUGGUGGUCCUGCUCAUGGGAUUUGUGGGGGCUGUGUACACAUACAGGGAGUAUCAAAACCGAAAACUCAAUGCCCCCUUUUGGACCAUUGAACUGAAAGAAGACAACAUCAGUUUCAGCAGUUACCAUGACAGCAUACCCAAUGCUGACGUGUCUGGCUUAUUAGAAGAUGAUGGCAAUGAGGUGGCUCCCAAUGGACAGCUAACACUCACAACUCCCAUGCAUAACUACAAAGCUUAAGACCUGAAUAGAGUGAACCAAAUUCCCCUAGUGUUGCUAAAGCUACAAUGCUUAUUGAAGGGAGCAGCAGCAGCAGUGGUGCCCAGGGGCAGAGCCUGGCUUUGCUUGCUGAAAAAGCAAAGGUGUGUAGUGCAUCCAAAAUUUCAGGUAAAAAUUUGUAAUGCCUUCAGCCUGUCAUCCUUCAUUUCCCCAAGAAGAUCCAUAGAAUUCAUUGUUGUUAAGGACUUGAAGCAAAAUAUAUUUUUGUACCCAGCCAUGCAGGAGUGUGUAGCAAGACCAAACUCUGUAGUGAAUCUCGUAUCCAACUUCCUGAGAAGCUCCUGGGGAAGCCAGUGUCCACUAAGCAGUCUGCCACAGGAUGAUUGAUGUUUGUUUAGGAGGAAAAGGACUGCUGGAAGUCUUCAUAUACAUUCCUAAUACACAUUUCUUUUCAAGAUGGGGCAGGGAUGGAUCUCCAUUUUACUCUUCUGAGAGAUUUCAAUGAGAAAAGACUGAUGAGCCACAAGCAUUGCAAUAAGCGAAUCUCUAUUGUUUCUGGAAUCGGGGACAUGAAUUCUAAAGAGAUUCUUGGAAAGUUUCUCUUUACUGAAUUAUCACCUAGUGAUAGAAUAAAGUGCAGGGUGAGACUCUUGGGCUGGAAGAGAGAAUGAAGCAAUAUUCAUGAUGAGGAAGCUGAUGAUCCACUUCAGGGUCUCAGUUUGAUAUCAAUGCCCCAGCCUUUCUAGAAACAAUGUGUAUAUAGAUAAUGUAGCAUAUCUUAUCAACAUUGCAUUUGUAACUAUUUGUAAAAAAAAAAUCAUGUCAUAUUUUAUCAUCUAGAAUUUAUUUGUACAGCAGAAGUUAGUGGCAUUGUAAAAAAGAAAAUACAAGAAUUGGAUAAAAUACUGUAAAAUAGAUGGCAAUAUUGCUGGAGCUGGGACUCUGGUGAAUAUUGAUCAUUUUAAGUUCCUCUAUGGACGUCAUGGGCAAUUUUUAAGAGGUUGAGUAUUUCUUUUCUAUUAUCUUCUCACCCUUCAGUCCCUCCUUCCUGCAAUUCAGCCUUAGAAUUACUCACCUUUUGACUUUAAAAGGAUGUGAAUAGUUAAAUAUAGUCAAGAAAUAAGGUUCAGUAGAUUUUGAAGUCAAGGGCUAUCUUGGAUUGCAAAAUCUUGUCACUUCUCACUUAAUGAGAUACUAUCUCACUCUUCGUAAGCAUCUAAUUUUACAUCACGUAGAUGAAUGUGACUUGGUAGUUGAUAUAUAAAUUUCAUUUUGCUAGUAGUCUCCUGGAUGUAAAUGGUAGUCUUCCGAAGGAAAUGGGGGAAUUCUCAUUUUAAAAGAAAUGAAGGGUUCUUGUCAUAUCACCAGGGGCCCCUAUUCUUCCUCUCUGUAAAAUAUCUAUAUUUUGAUUUCCCCCUCUCAAAAAAAAAUGUUCUUACUCAAAUGUUGGUUCACUGUGCCAAUUUUGCUCUGCUUAUGAAGACGUAUAACAAGCUGUCCAAUUUGCAUAGGGUCUCUACUUCUCAUGCUGCGUAGAGUGGGGUUAGGGGACUGGGCCUGGAAAGAUAGAAAGUGCUCACUAACCAGAACAUAUAUUGGUCCAUCCCUUCUUCACAAACAACUCCAAGAGUGACUAUAUGUAUGAAGUAGCUAUGCAGUGAGGUGUCCAAGCACGGUCCUCAUUUUAAGACAUAAUGCAUGCUUGGAAACCAUAUCUCAAGGCAUAUUACAAAAAAAGUAAAGUCUUGACUUUGGAUGCAGGUUAAAGCCAUCAAUCAAGCUGGCUUUUUAAAAGAAAUAUUGAGGAGUAAAGGAAGCAGCAGCAGGAUAUAUAGGAAAAGGGCCUGGACUAAGAGUCAACAGACCUACUUCCUGGUUCCUGCUUUAUUGAUAAUUAGCUCUGUGACCUAGCUAAAUCACUAAACAUCCGUGAACCUGAAUUUUUUUAUCUACAGGAUAAGACAAUUCAGAUAAGACAAUUCAGCUUCAUAAUCGCUAAAAUCCCUUCUAGGCAUGGAAUUCUGCGAUUCUAAGUACGGAUAUCAGUAAGCAAUAUGGAAUGAGCAGUAUGUCAAAAGAAGAAUUCAAGUGGACUUAUUUGUCUAAAUGAGAUCAGAGUCAAAGGCUAGUUCACAUCUAGCACUAAGAUACCACUCUGUAGAAGGUCUUCCAGGUCAGUCCUUUGACUUUGCUGGUGUUUUAGUUGUUACCUGCUGUGGUUACUCACUGCUUGUGGCCUAAUAGCAGUUACUUGCGGGGAGAACAGACAGUCAAUUUCUACAUUCAGUCAUGGCCAACAGAAAUAGGGGGAAAUUGCAUAGACAGGUGAAACCAUCUAUAAGGAUGUUCCAUUGUUUUAGAGGAACAUGCCAUUGAUGAGCUCCACUCCACUGAAACUGAUGUUGAUUCUAUUUGUGAUACUAAUAAGAUGUCCACCUUGCCAGCUUAUAUUCUUUUAAAACAAAACAGACACAGGAGGAAUUCAGUGUUUGUGAAUAGAAAAUAAGGUGAAUUUUAGUGUUCUAAAAGUUUGAUCCAGGCAGUCAGGACUUUUAUCCACACAUGGAUAUCAGAAUAAAGCCCUUAAAAAGGAAUGGUGAAGAAUUGAAAGUGCUUAUCAACUACUAUUCCCAUUCCCCCUUUCAUACAACAUCUUGUGUAACUCUAGACAAUAAAAUGUCUUUUAAUGUUUUAGUAUCCCCUAGCCUUGCUUUUAGAAAUGAUUCUUUAUUGUGAUAAUGAAUUAAAAUGUGACCCACUACUUGCAAUAGUAUGCAAAAAAACCCCAAUUUUAAUGUUAGAAGCCCUGGAGUUUAUAAUUUUGCAAACUAACAAAUGAAUAUGACUUCUCUGCACAUCAUCAACUCCUAUAACGAAAAAAGUCUUCAUAAACUAUAGGAUAGUGAACAUGAUUUGGAAAACCCAACGGUUGGAAGGAUCUAGAUGUUAGAAAUCUUUAGGAAUUAGUGUAUCACUAAAUAAGACAAAACUACCUUAUGUGAAUUUGAUUGGGAAAAGAACAGAUGUUGAUUGCUACCAGGUGAUGACUUCAUCUCUGCCACCUCUAUCAACAUUUCAGGAAGCAGAUUCCCAAAUGGGGUCAGCGCUAGGCAAAAUUGCUAAAUAGAUCAAUUUUGUCCUGAGUGUCUACUAUAUGCAGGGCAUUGGAUGUUCUGCUGAAUAUCAUUUACCCUUUAUUUGUUCUCUUCGAUCUUUUGGACCCCAAAUAUCCAGUAAUCUCCAGAUACCUGGCUUUUUCCACUCUCAGAGAACUCCUUCAUUGAUGAAUUCAUUCCAUUGUCUUAGGGACUCAAUAAUGUUACGCACAAACAUGUGUUUGUGUUUUUAAAAAGGAUAGUGGAUGUUGGGGAUAGAAGGGAAAGAUUUUUGGAUUGGGGACCUUAAAUCACACCAUAUAUAUAAGUCUACUAUGCCCACCAUUUCUGGCCUCAGAGAUCCUAGGAAAUUCACUUCCUGUCUAGGAUUCUUCCUCUUAAUCAGGGACCUAAAGCAAUCACCCUUACUUUGCAUCUUGAAUUGAAAUUAGCACUAUAGGACAUUUAGUUUGGGACUUUAAAGGUAGAGGCGGGGGUGCUUCCUAGAAUAUAUGUUGAUCUAUGUUCCCAUCCCUCAAGGAAGAUAGUUCUUUAUCAAGGAACAUGUAUCAUCAUUUGAAUUAAUUACCAUUAUACACUGAGCAUCAUCUGAUUUGUGUGCAUUAAGAAAAUAAAACUUACCCAUUCAUGGAAAAGUUCUAAGACAUUUUAGAUAGGUAGGGCAGAAAGGUGAAAAUAAUCCAGAGAAGGAAAAGAAACCCUGUCAAGUCUCCCAAAAAUCCUUUGUAAGUGGAGAGUUGGUUGGUCUUCUUUGGGCGGGGGGGUGGGGAGGGUGGCGGAGAUCAGUAACAGAAGGGUUAUUUGCAGGGGUAAAAGUCUACACUCUGGAUAUUAGCCGAUGCCUGCCCAGGGAAAAAGCAAGAGCCAUUUUAACUAAUAGGAACUUGUCUGAAAGAACCAAAUGAUAUCCUAGGGACCAAAGGCUUUUGAUCAAUAAGGUAUCAGUGGUUGAAUGAAGUAUUUUCCAAGGCUGUUGGGUUUGUAUCCUUAUUCCAUGAGAUAAAAAUCAUACUUACAUAUACUAAGUAACUUGUAUCAACUAAAAGACAUGAAGCCAGGUCCCAAGUCUAAGUCAUACUUAAUGAUUCAAAACUAAAUUUGAUUUAAAGGCACAAGAGCUCUGCCAGUCAUCCAGUCAACCUAUUGUGAUAAAUGUCUCUCUGAAGCAACGAAUGAACUUCUCUUUAUCUCACUAAAAUCCUAAUGCAGAUUUACAAAGAUGUCUCACACAUUUACUGUACUAGCUUCAAAACAAAUUUCUAAAAAUGUGUAUGAUUUGAAUAUAUGAAAGAAUUUAUACAAGAGUGUUAUUUAAAAUGAUUAAAAAUAAAUGUAUAUAAUUUGUACCUAUUGUA
Messenger RNA from Trichosurus vulpecula (common brushtail), 6460 nucleotides. RefSeq names its product multiple EGF like domains 9 (gene MEGF9). Bases 262 to 2010 code for a protein of 582 amino acids. Gene Ontology annotation, cellular component: basement membrane. The record is from RefSeq and is a predicted model, not a curated record. Gene Ontology annotation, biological process: axon guidance. Gene Ontology annotation, molecular function: extracellular matrix structural constituent. NCBI's taxonomy places the organism in Eukaryota, Metazoa, Chordata, Mammalia, Diprotodontia, Phalangeridae. The transcript is spliced from 6 exons.